AUGGCCACCGACAAGGUCUUUCUAUGGGUUAACAAAGACUCGACUGACGUCGAUUUGAAGCCCUCAGAUCCCUUUAGUAUCACGUCCCAUGUGUCAAGGAACCAUCGGAAAUGGCUUAAGACGCAACGGCAGAAGAAGUUGGACGCGACCCGACCCCGAUAUCUGGUACACACAACGUUUUCGGAAUUCCAUCCACCAGACCCCAAGCAAAGUCCCUUCCAGUCGCCAAAUGUAAGAUGGGAAUCGGGCAAUGACCAUGUGCCUGGAAGGGCAGCCUCGGAGCCUGACCGCACUAUUGGUGCCAAAGAUACGAGUUGCCAGAAAAGGGAAACACAAAAUGCAGAUCUUCCGGGGACUAAACAGGUGUUCAAGCACGAAUACGCCAAUCGCGACGGAUCUGUUGACCUGUGCCCGACUUCUGUCACUUUGGGGGCGGUUCAUAGGUAUAAGGGCAACUCCGAUCCCUUUGGCGCCUGCGUGCUACCGUUGACUCCGGAGCGGUCACAGGCUCUCAAAUCUGCGCUUCGUUGUUUCGUGUUUGCCGCCUGGCCUGAGGAUGCCAAGAGCGUUUUCAGAGCCCGUCUCGGCGACAAAGGCUCGCAUAUCGAUCUCAGCCAUGCCAUCAGUAGCGAUGCGGAAUUGAAUGCCAUUCUGGCUUCGGGCUACUACGCGCAGAAUGUUCUGGAUCCAGGGGCUGGCCGAGAGGCCCUUUCACAUCGGCUGCGCUCUAUAGAGCUGCUUAGGCAGCGAUUACAGGAAGCCCUUCCAUUAGCAAACCUUCUGACUCUCAUGAGACUGCUCAUCUCACUCGACUUCAACUCCGGAGACUUUGAGUCUGCAAGGGUCCACCUACGAGGCAUUCGAAGCUUGUGUCAACAUGAUCAUCAGUUGGAGAGUAAUUUGCGCGAAGUAGUGCGGAACAGCGAUGUAUGGAUCGCUAUGGCACUUCUCUCGAAGCCCGAUAUCGAUCCCGCUCAACAUGAUCCUGGGCCACCCGCGCAGCAGAAGUGGUACUCCACAUUGCCAGCAGCACAGAGAGCGAGAUUCAAGUGGUCACAGCUACCUGUGGUCGUUGCGACUGUCCUCGGCGUGGAGCUUAAUCGUCUGCUUUCUGCCGCGAAGACUGUCAUGUACGGCAAAGAUGCUAUUACGUUGCCUGGCAACGAGCAGACGAGGAGUCGAAUGGUCUUCUGGACCUCUCGACGAGGCUCGGCAACGACUGGUGGUCUCAUGACCCAGUAUGCCCUCGAGAUGGAUCUGUCUGAAAGCAUUCCUUGUGACCCGGACGCACAACCAUAUCAUCAUUUGCGUGCAGCAGCAUCAUUGGUAGUCAUCCUCUUCAUGAACAUCCACUGGAUGGACAUGGCUAUCAAUUAUGACUUCAGCAGGACCUUCACCGCAAUAGAACCGUUACUCCGCAAGUGCUCUUCGCACGCAUCACCAACAGAUAUGGCUCUCACGCAGACUCUUCUGUGGUUAACAUUUCUCUGCGCAGUGGGCGACGACAUAUUCGCUGCACGAGGCAGUCUCUCCUUCUCCGGCUGGGCAGCGAGGGAAUUCCCAAGGCUCUGCAAGAUACUUGGCGUCGCGGGAUUCACAGCGACUCGACAGCUGUUAGCAGAAAUCGCAUACCGCGAUAGCAUCAUGGACGAAUUUCUCGAGGCACUCCUCGAUAGAGACGCCGAGCACGCCACAAUUCGAGGUCCCAUCCUCGAUUUUGGGCGCUGGCGAGUCAUACUGAAUCACUAUGUUGACGGGUAA
Messenger RNA from Cyphellophora attinorum, 1761 nucleotides. RefSeq lists its product as uncharacterized. The coding region runs from base 1 to 1761 and encodes 586 amino acids. The record is from RefSeq and is a predicted model, not a curated record. The transcript has a single exon. NCBI's taxonomy places the organism in Eukaryota, Fungi, Ascomycota, Eurotiomycetes, Chaetothyriales, Cyphellophoraceae.